Messenger RNA from Mustela erminea (ermine), 3736 nucleotides. It is a transcript of the gene MUC1, whose product is annotated as mucin 1, cell surface associated. The coding region runs from base 94 to 3435 and encodes 1113 amino acids. Lineage: Eukaryota; Metazoa; Chordata; Mammalia; Carnivora; Mustelidae. The record is from RefSeq and is a predicted model, not a curated record. The transcript has 8 exons. Gene Ontology annotation, cellular component: apical plasma membrane.
GUAUAAAGCAGCGGGCGCUUGCGACUGCCCCACCUCCGCCACAGCGCCUUGCCGGGACUCCUCCGCCCCCUCCCCACCCUGCCGGCCUCCACCAUGACACCGGGCUUCCAGGCCCCUCUCUUCCUCCUGCUCCUGGCAGCCCUGCAGCAUCCAGCUGGCACUGCACAGUCUACUGAUACCUCAUUCUCGACCACCAGCUCAGCCUCGAGCUUGACCACCACCCCCGGACACCACAGCGGCCAGUCGCCGACCACCACGCCCGGACACCACAGCGGCCCGUCCCCGACCACCACCCCCGGACACCACAGCGGCCCGUCCCCGACCACCACCCCCGGACACCACAGCGGCCCGUCCCCGACCACCACGCCCGGACACCACAGCGGCCCGUCGCCGUCCACGACCCCCGGACACCACAGCGGCCCGUCCCCGACCACCACCACCGGACACCACAGCGGCCCGUCGCCGUCCACCACGCCCGGACACCACAGCGGCCCGUCCCCGACCACCACCCCCGGACACCACAGCGGCCCGUCCACGACCACCACGCCCGGACACCACAGCGGCCCGUCGCCGUCCACCACGCCCGGACACCAGAGCGGCCCGUCGCCGACCACCACGCCCGGACACCACAGCGGCCCGUCCCCGACCACCACCCCCGGACACCACAGCGGCCCGUCCCCGACCACCACCCCCGGACACCACAGCGGCCCGUCCCCGACCACCACGCCGGGACACCAAAGCGGCCCGUCCCCGACCACCACGCCGGGACACCAGAGCGGCCCGUCGCCGUCCACCACGCCCGGACACCAGAGCGGCCCGUCCCCGACCACCACGCCCGGGCACCACAGCGGCCCGUCCCCGACCACCACCACCGGACACCACAGCGGCCCAUCCCCGACCACCACCACCGGACACCACAGCGGCCCGUCGCCGUCCACCACGCCCGGACACCACAGCGGCCCGUCCCCGUCCACCACGCCGGGACACCACAGCGGCCCCUCCCCGACCACCACGCCGGGACACCAGAGCGGCCCGUCGCCGUCCACCACGCCCGGACACCAGAGCGGCCCGUCCCCGACCACCACGCCCGGGCACCACAGCGGCCCGUCCCCGACCACCACGCCCGGGCACCACAGCGGCCCGUCCCCGACCACCACCACCGGACACCAGAGCGGCCCGUCCCCGACCACCACGCCCGGGCACCACAGCGGCCCGUCCCCGACCACCACGCCCGGGCACCACAGCGGCCCGUCCCCGACCACCACCACCGGACACCACAGCGGCCUGUCCCCGUCCACCACGCCGGGACACCACAGCGGCCCCUCCCCGACCACCACGCCGGGACACCAGAGCGGCCCGUCGCCGUCCACCACGCCCGGACACCAGAGCGGCCCGUCCCCGACCACCACGCCCGGGCACCAGAGCGGCCCGUCCCCGACCACCACGCCUGGGCACCACAGCGGCCCCACGCCCGGGCACCACAGCGGCCCGUCCCCGACCACCACGCCCGGGCACCACAGCGGCCCGUCCCCGACCACCACGCCCGGACACGAGAGCGGCCCGUCCCCGACCACCACCACCGGACACCACAGCGGCCCGUCGCCGUCCACCACGCCCGGACACCAGAGCGGCCCGUCCCCGACCACCACGCCCGGACACCAGAGCGGCCCGUCCCCGACCACCACCACCGGACAUCACAGCGGCCCGUCGCCGUCCACCACGCCCGGACACCAGAGCGGCCCGUCCCCGACCACCACGCCCGGGCACCACAGCGGCCCGUCCCCGACCACCACCACCGGACACCACAGCGGCCCGUCGCCGACCACCACCACCGGACACCACAGCGGCCCGUCCCCGACCACCACCACCGGACACCACAGCGGCCCUUCGCCGUCCACCACGCCCGGACACCACAGCGGCCCGUCCCCGACCACCACCCCCGGACACCACAGCGGCCCGUCCCCGUCCACCACGCCGGGACACCACAGCGGCCCCUCCCCGACCACCACGCCGGGACACCAGAGCGGCCCGUCGCCGUCCACCACGCCCGGACACCAGAGCGGCCCGUCCCCGACCACCACGCCCGGGCACCACAGCGGCCCGUCCCCGACCACCACGCCCGGGCACCACAGCGGCCCGUCCCCGACCACCACGCCCGGACACCAGAGCGGCCCGUCCCCGACCACCACGCCCGGGCACCAGAGCGGCCCGUCCCCGACCACCACGCCCGGGCACCACAGCGGCCCGUCCCCGACCACCACCACCGGACACCACAGCGGCCUGUCGCCGUCCACCACGCCCGGACACCAGAGCGGCCCGUCCCCGACCACCACGCCCGGGCACCACAGCGGCCCGUCCCCGACCACCACCACCGGACACCACAGCGGCCUGUCGCCGUCCACCACGCCCGGACACCAGAGCGGCCCGUCCCCGACCACCACGCCCGGACACCAGAGCGGCCCGUCCCCGACCACCACCACCGGACACCACAGCGGCCUGUCGCCGUCCACCACGCCCGGACACCAGAGCGGCCCGUCCCCGACCACCACGCCCGGGCACCACAGCGGCCCGUCCCCGACCACCACCACCGGACACCACAGCGGCCCGUCCCCGACCACCACUCCCCGACACCAUGGGGUCCCGACCUCGACCCGCAGCUCAGCCUCGACCUCGACCGCCACCUCCGGACAGCACGGUGGCACAUCCCCGACCCACAUCCCGCCCGCCAGCACCUCUCACCGUGGCCCGGAACCUCCCACGCCCUCCAAUCACAGCACUUCUCCCCAGUCUCUGAGCAUCUCUGUCUUCUCGCUGUCCUUUUCCAUCGAGAACCGUCAUUUUAACUCUUCUCUGGAAGAUCCGGGCUCUAGCUACUACCAGGAGCUGCAGAGGAACAUUUCUGAGCUGCUUUGGCAGAUUUAUAAGAAGGAAGGUUUUCUGGGCCUCUUUAAUAUCAAAUUCAGAGCAGGAUCGGUGGUGGUCGAAUCGAGCCUGGCCUUCCGAAAGGGCGCCACGGAUGCCCACAGAGUGCAGACACAGUUGGAAGAGAACAAAAAAGAAUUUGCCGCAUAUCACCUGUCCAUCUCGAAUGUCAGGGCACAACAUGUGUCGCCCCUUUCCUCCGGCCAGUCUGGGUCUGGGGUACCUGGCUGGGGCAUUGCUCUGCUGGUGCUGGUCUGUGUCCUGGUGGCAUUCGCCAUCAUCUGUGUCAUUGCUCUGACGGUGUGUCAGUGCCGCCGAAAGAACUGUGGGCAGCUGGACAUCUUCCCAGCCCGCGACGCCUAUCACCCUAUGAGCGAGUACCCCACCUACCACACCCACGGGCGCUACGUGCCUCCGGGCAGCAGACGCAGCCCCUAUGAGGAGGUCUCUGCAGGCAACGGGGGCUUCGCGUCCGUGAACCCGAGCACGUCAGCCACUUCCGCCAACCUGUAGGCGCGCGUUGCCGCCGAGCGUCCAGAUGGCAGUGCCACGUGCCCUCCCCCAGGCUCCUCACUGCCGGAGUCCUCUCGGCUUGGGUCUGUGCCUCGCUGGUGAGCUGGGAGCUCAGGCGGGCUGCUCACAGGCCCCACCGGGUCCCCUAACCCACGUCAGCCCCGCUGAAGCCCAUCCAAGCCCCUUGGGGACAGGCCCGGGGCAGGGGCUCCCAGGAGGACUGGCCCAGAAAGCCCCAAGUUGGAAAUGUGAACGGGACUGGGGCUGAAUAAAAAGGGAACCUCUUCUGUGCUGACGGCCA